CCCCUCCCAGAUCUCCUCCACGAUCCCAAAUCCCCGCCGAUGCUCCACUCUUCGCCGGCGCCGACGCCGGAGAUCGACCUCACCGACCUCCCCGCCGUCGCCAUCCUUGGCCGCGGCGCCAAAGGCGUCGUCUUCCACGUCCGCUCCCCCUCCGAACCUCUCGCCCUCAAAGCCAUCUCCCGCUCCUCCAUCGAGCUCAAGACCCGCUCCGGCGCUGGCUCCGACGAUGCCUACAAGCGCGUCUGGUUCGAGCGCGACGUCCUCCUCUCUCUUCACCACCCCCUCCUUCCCACCCUCCACGGCACCGUCUCCACCGACAAGAUCAUCGGCUUCGCCAUCGAUCGCUGCUCCGGUGGUGAUCUCAACUCUCUCCGCCGUCGCCAAUCCGAGCAUAUGUUCUCCGAUGAUAUCAUCCGAUUCUACGCGGCGGAGAUGGUGUUAGCUUUGGAGUACCUUCACGGAUUGGGGAUCAUCUACCGAGAUCUCAAGCCGGAGAACGUCUUGAUCCAAGACACCGGCCAUAUAAUGCUCGUCGACUUCGAUCUCUCCACCAAAAUCCCUCUCCGAUCACCGGAACCCUCAUCCCUCCUCGUUCCUCCAUCCAUUUCUCCCAUGAAAACGAAGAAGAAGAAGAAGUCUCCGCUUCUCCGAUGCUUAUCACGCAAUGUAAACGUCUCACCGGAAACAACCGAUUACCCAACCGCUUCACCAGCCAGCGGCAACGGCGACUCCGGCCACGGUCCGGGUAAGUCAAACUCAUUUGUCGGCACAGAAGAGUAUGUAUCGCCGGAGAUCAUCGCCGGAAAAGGCCAUGACUAUGGCGUUGAUUGGUGGAGCUUGGGGAUCGUUCUCUACGAGAUGCUUUACGGUCGCACGCCGUUCAAGGGCGAGAAUCGGAAGGAGACGUUCUACAGGAUCUUGUCGAAGUCGCCGGAGCUCGUCGGAGAGAGCACGCCGUUGAGAGACCUCAUCGGAAGGUUGCUGGAGAAGGAGCCGGAGAAGAGGAUUGGGUGCGAGGGUAUAAAAAGCCAUGAAUUUUUCAGAGGGGUAGAUUGGGAAUCAUUGUUGCUGAUCUCGAGGCCGCCUUAUAUUCCAUCAGGGGUAGAUUGGGAAGACUCCACGGAUUUCAUUGAUGUUGAGAAGGUCGUUGAGGACGUCUUCGGCGAUAUUUCUUUAAAUAAUAAUAAUAAUAAUAAUAAUAAUAAUAAUAAUAAUAAAGCACACAAAAAUGAUGAUUUUAGUGGGUUUUGAUAUUAUUUUUUUAUUAAAAUUAAUUGUUCAUAUACUUGUUAACUGAAGGGUACUGAUUUGUUUGUUUAUAUCAAAUUAUUUUUAUGAAAAAAAAAUUUUGGGAUUGAAGAAGUGUGACCUUAUAUUAUGCUAUAUUUGUAUUUAAUAAAAUAUAAAAUAUAUGUUUAUUAUAAUAUUAGGUAAAUUUUCAUUUAAAGAAAAUUUAA
Messenger RNA from Dioscorea cayenensis subsp. rotundata (Guinea yam), 1457 nucleotides. RefSeq names its product serine/threonine-protein kinase OXI1-like. Gene Ontology annotation, molecular function: protein serine/threonine kinase activity; ATP binding. NCBI's taxonomy places the organism in Eukaryota, Viridiplantae, Streptophyta, Magnoliopsida, Dioscoreales, Dioscoreaceae. Gene Ontology annotation, biological process: protein phosphorylation. The record is from RefSeq and is a predicted model, not a curated record. Gene Ontology annotation, cellular component: cytoplasm; nucleus; plasma membrane.